AUGAUUGAGCGCUACAAAGGCACCGUGCGGGAUCACAUUGUGAGAGUGAGUGGUGGUCUGUUGAGUCCAGUCUUUACCAAGCAGCCCGGUAGCAUCGUGUUUCCCGUGGACUCCUUGGAGAGGAGCAGGGAGGUGGUGUUUAGCUGUGAGGCCCAGGGUUCUCCGCCUCUUUUCUACAGGUGGAAAUUGAAUGGUACCCUGAUCACUCCUAAAUCAGGAUCGCACCACAGCUUAUCUGGGGGAAACCUAAGGAUCAGCCACCUGAGCAAAGACCAGGAUGCCGGGACCUACCAGUGUCUGGCAUCCAACUCAUUCGGGACCAUUGUGAGUCGAGAAGCCAGCCUAACCUUUGCAUACCUGGAGAACUUCAAAACCCACAAGAGAAGCUCGGUGUCAGUGCGAGAGGGACAGGGAGUUGUGCUUCUGUGUGGCCCACCCCCCCACUCUGGAGCUUUGACCUUCUCCUGGAUUUUUAAUGAAUACCCAUCGUAUGUGAAGCAGGACAACAGACGUUUCAUAUCCCAGGAGACGGGGAACCUCUACAUCGCUAAAGUGGAACCGUCGGACGUGGGCAACUACACUUGUGUGGUGACCAACACCGUCACGAAAACCCGCGUCCAGGGCCCGCCCACUCCCCUUGUGCUUCGCAGUGACGGUGUGAUGGGGGAAUAUGAACCAAAGAUUGAAGUUCAGUUUCCAGGCAUCGUCCAGGUGGCCAAAGGCUCCACAGUGAAACUGGAGUGCUUUGCUUUGGGGAAUCCAGUGCCGGCUAUACACUGGAGACGAGAGGAUGGAAUCCCCUUUUCCCGGAAGGUGGACGUGAGGAAAACCACCGGUGUCCUCGAAAUCCCGUACUUUCAGCAGGAAGAUGCAGGAACAUACGAGUGUGUGGCGGAAAACAGCAAGGGGAGAAACUCCGUGAGAGGAAAGCUCUCUUUCUACGCCCCUCCUCAGCUGAUUGAGAAGCCUGAGGAUGUUCAGAAAGCCAUCGACGACUCCCUGCUCUGGGAGUGUAAGGCCACAGGAAAGCCCAAGCCUUCCUACAGGUGGAUGAAGAAUGGAGAGAACCUGGAACCCACAGAGGCGAGAGUGCAGGUCGUCAAUGGAGCCCUGUCAAUCAGCCGCCUGCUGUUGACCGACGUGGGGAUGUACCAGUGCGUGGCCGGGAACAAACACGGGGAAGUUUACUCCAACGCCGAGCUCAGAGUCAUAGCCACUGCUCCAGAUUUCUCUCAGAGCUCACUGAAGAGCCACACUCUGGUGAAGGAGGGGGCCGACGUGCUUAUCGAAUGCAAGCCUAAGAUGUCUCCUCAGGGCACCAUCUCCUGGAGAAAAGGCAACGAAGCCUUACACCAAUCAAACAGAAUCACCGUUUUGCCCAGCGGAAGCCUGAGGAUAUCCAACGUCUCCAAAUCCGAUGCAGGAGUGUACAGCUGCGUUGCCAGGAACCCGUUUGGAAUGGCUAGCAGUGCUGGGAGUUUACUGGUAAAAGAGCCGACGGUGAUAAUUACUCCUCCGUCCACGCUGGAUGUGACAGUGGGGGAGAGCAUUAUCCUUCCCUGCCAGGUGACUCACGAUCCCUCUCUGGAGCUCAAGUUCACCUGGUUCUUUAACGAACAGCUCAUUCACUUUGGCAGUCACGGCGGAUACUUCGAAAAAGUCGGAGGGCAGCACUCAGCGGGAGACAUCAUGAUCCGGAACGUUCAACUCAGACAUGCGGGGAAAUAUACGUGUGCGGUCCAGACCAAGGUGGACAGCAGCUCCAUCGCUACAGACCUGAUUGUCAGAGGUCCCCCUGGUCCACCCACCGGCAUCCGUGUGGAGGACAUCACUGAUACUACAGCCUCUCUUCACUGGAGGCCUGGGCCAGAUAAUCACAGUCCAAUUACCACAUACACUAUCCAGGCAAGAACACCCUUUUCCCUGGGCUGGCAGGCUGUCACUACAGUGCCUGAGGUGGUGGAGGGCAGUCGUCUCUCUGCUACAGUAAUAGACCUGAGCCCGUGGGUGGAGUACGAGUUUCGAGUGCUGGCCAGCAACGCCGUGGGGACAGGAGAACCCAGCAAACCAUCCAAGCAAGCAAGGACAAAAGAGACACUUCCGAAGGUCACGCCGGCGAACGUCAGCGGAGGAGGUGGCAGUCGUUCGGAAUUAGUCAUCACAUGGGAGCCUGUACCUGAGGAGCUCCAGAACGGGGGAGGCUUCGGGUACGUGGUGGCCUUUCGGCCCUACGGCACCACGGGUUGGAUGCAAGCAGCGGUCCCCUCAGCGGAAGCGUCUAGAUACGUGUUUAAAAAUGAGAGUAUUCAACCCUUCUCCCCGUUCCAAGUCAAAGUGGGAGUUUACAACAACAGAGGGGAGGGUCCGUUUGGACCGCUUGUCAUCAUUUACUCAGCUGAGGAAGAGCCUGGGCGAGCUCCCACCAGAGUUCGAGCCAAGAGUUUGUCGGCGUCCGACGUGGAGGUGUCAUGGAAAGCCCUUCCGUGGAACAGCAAUAAGAAACGAGUUCUCGGCUACGAGGUGAGAUACUGGGAGAAGAAGGAGAAGGAGGACGUGGCCAGCGUGCUGAGGACAGUGGGAAAUCGGACGUCCGCCGUGAUCCAGGGCCUGAGAGGAAGCAGCACGUACUACAUCACGGUUAGAGCGUACAACACGGCCGGCACCGGGCCGCCCAGCGCCGUCGUCAACGUCACCACCAAGAAACCACCUCCAAGUCAGCCUCCAGCCAAAGUAAUGUGGAACACGUCCAACUCCAAGAUCAUCCUGAACUGGGAGCAGGUGAAAGCCCUGGAAAAUGAGUCGGAGGUCAUGGGAUAUAAGGUGCUUUACCAGCGCAACAAAAACAGUCGUCCCAGCGUGAUGGAGACUAACACCACCUCGGUGGAGCUGUCCCUCCCCAUGGAUGAGGAGUACAUCAUUGAGAUCAAACCGUUCGGUGAAGGAGGAGAAGGCAGGAGCAGCCGACAGAUCACCAUCCCUAGAAUAUCAGGUCCUAAUGCGAUUGGCUCCGCUUCCAAGGUUUCCACUUUGUCAGCUCUUAGCACGAUAGCAUUGUCCUUUACAGCACGGACAUCUUUAUGA
Molecule: messenger RNA, 3081 nt
Organism: Chanos chanos (milkfish)
Lineage: Eukaryota; Metazoa; Chordata; Actinopteri; Gonorynchiformes; Chanidae
Gene: cntn4
Product: contactin 4
Exons: 22
Coding region: 1-3081 (1026 amino acids)
Biological process (GO): brain development; cell-cell adhesion; axon guidance
Cellular component (GO): axon; plasma membrane
Molecular function (GO): cell-cell adhesion mediator activity
Source: RefSeq, a predicted model, not a curated record